Molecule: messenger RNA, 423 nt
Organism: Dioszegia hungarica
Lineage: Eukaryota; Fungi; Basidiomycota; Tremellomycetes; Tremellales; Bulleribasidiaceae
Exons: 1
Coding region: 1-423 (140 amino acids)
Source: RefSeq, a predicted model, not a curated record
AUGGAGUCGUUCCGGCACAUCGGUCCCGGUCCGUACGGGGACCGCUCCACCGUCAUCUUCAAGGGUGGGCGAUUUGAGGGGCCUAAAUUGCGCGGGGAGAUUCUUCCGGGCGGAGGGGACUGGGAGAUCGUGCGGGAUCAUGGGGACCAGCAGACCGCGCACCUCGAUACGCGGUACAAUCUCCUCACGCACGACGGUGCGACCAUCUAUCUGCAGACGACGGGCACAAGGACGGGGAAGAAGGAGGUCCUGAGCAAGUUGGGGGACGAUACGUCUAUCGGGCCGGGGGAGUAUCGGAUGAGAUUGAAUAUGAAGAUGGAGACGGGGGAUGAGAGGUAUAGCUGGAUCAACCAGGGAGUGUUUAUUGCCAGCUCGGGGAGGAGUGGGGACCAGGUUAUCUACGAUGCGUACCAGGUAUUGUAG